Molecule: messenger RNA, 2885 nt
Organism: Hevea brasiliensis (rubber tree)
Lineage: Eukaryota; Viridiplantae; Streptophyta; Magnoliopsida; Malpighiales; Euphorbiaceae
Product: probable LRR receptor-like serine/threonine-protein kinase At3g47570
Exons: 4
Coding region: 108-2615 (835 amino acids)
Biological process (GO): protein phosphorylation
Molecular function (GO): protein kinase activity; ATP binding; protein binding
Source: RefSeq, a predicted model, not a curated record
UAUUAACAUCACAUAUAUGCUUAAUUAGGGGAUCAUUGGACAAGUUCACAUGGUGCAUUAAAUUCUAUAAAUAAUGGUUAUUUGCAUCACUGGAGACCAAUCCGCACAUGCAAUCCAAAUUAAACCCAGUAAAAAUUAAGCUUUCUCACACGUAUCCAAUGGUGCCCUGGCUAUCCUUUUCCGUACAUAUUAUUGUUCUUGUUCUUGCUUGCAACAUCUUGGCUGCCUCUGGCAAUAAUGAGACAGACCUGCUUGCCUUGCUCAAAUUCAAGGCCAACAUUAAUGGCGACCCGCUAGGAGUUGUCCAUUCAUGGAAUUCUACCCUGAACUUCUGCCAUUGGCAUGGUGUUACGUGUGGCCGUAGACACCAGAGGGUGACUGUGCUAGACUUGCAGUCCCUCAAGCUCUCUGGCUCCAUAUCACCACAUGUUGGCAAUUUGAGCUUUCUAAGGGAAUUAAACCUUCAAAACAAUAGCUUCACUCAAGCGAUCCCUCCCCAAAUCGGUCGUUUACACCGUCUGCAGAAUUUAUUUAUGCAGAACAACUCGUUUAGCGGCGAAAUCCCACCAAACAUAUCUGGUUGUUCUAACCUUGUUACAUUCCAAGUUCAAAAUAACCAGCUGGAAGGAUCAAUUCCAAUGGAGCUUGGCUUCUUGUCCAAGGUUCAAAUUAUUCAUCUGCAAAGAAACAAUCUGACAGGAACCAUCCCUCCAUCUGUGGGGAAUUUGUCAUCCCUUCAAGCAAUGUAUGCCAGUGAAAAUAAUUUCUUUGGGAGAUUCCCUCAUUCUCUAGGCCAAUUAAUGAAUCUUACUAUAUGGGAUCUAUCCACAAAUGGGUUUUCAGGUACCAUCCCACCAUCCAUCUUCAAUCUUUCUUCGAUUGUGCUUUUUGAUGUAGCUUAUAAUCAGUUUGAAGGUAGCCUUCCCUCUGAGAUAGGCAAUACUUUUCCAAAUAUUAAAUUUCUUUCCAUCUCCUUCAAUAACUUCACGGGUUCAAUUCCUAUUUCAAUAUCCAAUGCUUCAAACAUAGUCAGACUUCAGCUAGCUAGUAAUAAGCUUACUGGGAAAGUGCCUUCCAAAGUUGGAAAGUUGGGUAGCUUGGGGGUUUUGGAUGUUUCUAAUAAUAUGUUGUCGGGUAAGAUUCCUGAAAGUCUUGGAAGUUGCAAUAGUUUAGAAGUGUUGCACAUGGAUGGAAACUUUUUCCAAGGGCCCAUUCCUUCAUCCUUUGAAUCAUUGAGGGGUCUUCGAGUAUUAGAUCUUUCCCGUAACAAUUUGUCUGGCAAAAUUGCAGAGUUUCUGCAAGAUUUUAAGUUAUUGGCAAAGUUAAAUCUAUCAUACAAUGAUUUUGAAGGUGAAGUGCCACUAAACGGAGUUUUCAAGAAUGCAAGGGCAACAUGGAUCAAGGGAAAUAAUAAACUUUGUGGUGGGAUUCCUGAAUUUCAGCUGCCUAUAUGCACUUUUGAUCAUAAGCCGAAGAAGAGAAUGAAGACAAUAGUGAUUUCCAUAAUCUCCCCACUUCUUGGAGUAACACUUGUAUUUGCAUGUUUCAUUCUUUAUCGAUCAAGAAAGAAAAGAAGAGACAAUAAUAGAUCAAGCUCUUAUGAGAAUACACUUUUGAAGGUGUCUUAUCAUAGUCUCCUAAAAGCAACAAAUGAAUUCUCUUCAGCAAAUUUAAUUGGUGCAGGUAGCUUUGGCUCUGUGUAUAAAGGAAUGCAUGAUGAAGAGGGAAGAGCUAUUCCUAUUGCUGUCAAGGUAUUUAACCUUCAGCGUCGAGGUGCUUCUAGGAGUUUCAUGGCUGAAUGUGAAGCAUUGAGGAACAUCAGACAUCGAAAUCUUGUCAAGGUAUUAACAGCAUGCUCAAGCAUUGACCAUCAUGGCAAUGAUUUCAAGGCUUUGGUUUAUGAAUUCAUGACCAAUGGAAGUUUGGAGGAAUGGUUGCAUCCUACUCCCACGCCAGAUGAAGAAGCAAAAACUUUGAAUCUUGUUCAGAGAAUAAACAUUGCAAUUGAUAUUGCCUCUGCAAUAGAGUAUCUCCAUCUUCACUGUGAAACACCAAUAAUUCAUUGUGAUCUCAAGCCAAGUAACAUUCUCCUUGAUGAUGAAAUGAUUGGGCGUGUCAGUGAUUUUGGGUUAGCAAAGUUCUUUUCUGAGGAAACCCUUCAAAACAAGUCAAGUUCUUUCGGUGUAAGAGGAACAAUCGGUUAUACUCCUCCAGAGUAUGGCGCGGGAUGCGAAAUAUCAACUUACGGUGAUGUAUAUGGUUAUGGCAUAAUCUUAUUGGAAAUGUUCACAGCGAAGAAACCUACUGAUAGCAUAUUUAUGGAAAGUUUGAACCUUCAUAAUUUUGUCAAAAUAGCUUUGCCUGAAAGAGUCGUAGAUAUUGUAGAUCCAAUUCUUCUUGAAGGAAGAUCCAUGACCCUGGGCAACUCAAUUUCAAACCAUAAUCAUAAUUUUAGUAGCAUUCAGAAUAACAUAAUUUUUGAGUGCUUGAUUUCAAUAUUUGAAAUUGGAAUAUCUUGUUCUGUUGAGUUACCAAGAGAACGAAUGAAUAUCAAUGAUGUUGUUGCUCAACUUAGUUCAGCAAAAAAGAAACUUCUUAAAGCUCGAGUGCAUUAAGAGAAAGGGAAUACAUUUGACGAAGCAGGUGCACAAGAUGACUCAAGUGGAAAGCAUGCAGUACUCCUAAUUGACAGAAACUAGCACAAGCAUUUAUGUUAAUAAAUAGUGAAGAUGAUAGUGCGACGGCAAAUUGUAUUUCCUAUUAAGCUUUUGAUUGUGUUGUUGUUUCAUCUUAUGGAUAAUAGGCCUCUACUAAGCUUUGAAAUAAUUUUGUAUUGGAUAUUGUUCUUAGUUAAUGUCUUUAAUUAAACUAUCUUUUAUAAUUGA